AUCGAGUCCUGUCAUUGUUUACAUUCGUAAAUAAAUAAUGCGGUAAUUAAAGUAAUUAAAAACUAAACAAUUAAGUGAUAAUAAAAUAUAUAUUGAAAUAAACAAAUAAAAUAAAAUAAAAUGUGCGACGUACCAGAGUCGUACACAAUCGGCGCGAAAUAUCGCGCGGUUAAAAAAAGACUCGACUGUCUAGGUUAUAAACAAUCGUUAUCUCUAGACUCGAUAUCUCUUGUAGAACAACUACUUGCUGAUUUAAUAAAAACAACUGAGAGUUUAAAAUAUUACAAGAGUGUAGCUGCAAAUAAUAUCGAGAACCGCAACCCGCAGACUUCUUUUAAACUCGACGGUUCACUAGAGAGCAAUAAAAUCCAUGACGAACUGAUCCAGUGCAAGGAAAAUCACUUGAAGGUAACCAAAGAAUUAAAGAAAAAAAUUCAGAGACUGGAGAACGAGUGCGCGGACCUGCAGCUGGCGUCCUCGAGGAAUUUAAAAAAGAUCAAAGAUCUGGAAACUGAGUCUGCGAACAAGUCCAAGAGGAUCCAGGAACUUCUGGGAAAGUGUUGCAAACCAACUGUCAGUAACGCACUAGGUAACAAAAAACGAGCGGUAUUUCCAUUAAGGAAACCAGUACUAGAAGCUGAUGAAUUACCAGUCGAUGCUAGUGAUAAUAACCGAUAUUUAAAUCUCAGUACACCCGAUCAGCGAACUGUCGACUUGGUUUCGAUGGCUGACAGAAAAAUCAGUUCAUUAAAUCAUGAAGUCUUAAAAUUGAAAGCUGAAUUAUCCCAGCAGAAGGAUAACAUUCAUACAUACAGAGAGCAGCUGUCGCUGAAGGACAAAGAGUUGUAUCGAUUGAAGAAGAUGCUGGAGACGCGGAUCGGUAGCUGCACUUGCAGGAAAAACGAGCGCUGCAUUGAAUGUAAUGAUGGCUGGAGUGGACAGAAUAAAUUCUCAGAGAUAAACGAAGUCCGAGUGCUGCAGCAGGCAAAGCUCAACUUGGAACAGCAGUUAAGAGACGCUCUGGACAAGCAGCAUGACGCCAUGACCCAGGCGAUGAAGCUGGCGGAGAGAAACGAGGAGCUGGAGAAAGAACUCAAGGAUAUUGAUCACAUCGCGCUGGCGGUCGAGGCUGAUUGCAAUUCUACUGUCAAGGAAAAUAAUAAGCGAGUUAGUCAGCUGCAGGAGAAAUUUGAAAAUGCAAUGACGCAAAUUCAUCAACUAGAGACAAAUCUACUGGGAGAAAAACGCACGAGUCAAGAACUCCGUGCGGAUUUGGAGAGUUGUCGAGUGGAAAAACGAAACAUUCAGCGGAAGCUGGAAGAAGUACAGGAAGAAAACAGACAACUGAAAAACCGGGUUAAUGAUUUGGAAUUAAUUGAAGAGCACUUGAAUGUCGAAAUCGGUAGACUAUCACACGAAAAUCAGAAUCAGAGAUUUGAAUUAGCGGAGUUAAGGGAAGCAAACUCUCUACUUACGCAGCAAUUAAACAAUAAUAACAUCAAUAACAAUAACAAUAACAGUAACAAUGAUAGUAACAAAAAAAAUAACAAAACUGACAGUAGAAAAAUAACAAACACUAGAGCUUCUAACAGUAAGAGCACAGGAAAAACUGACAAACGGGCGUCGAAUGACAAAGCCAACGGGAUGAGCAAACAAAUUGCUGAUAAGGAUGACAAAAUAAAACAAUUGGAAAAGACGAUCCAGCAAUUGGAGCGGGAUAAAAAUUAUUAUAGAGAGGAGUGGAAUAAAUUGUCUAGUCAAAGGAAGGAUGCGGACACGACUGAAUUAUGGUCACAAAUAUGCGAAUUAAAGCAGCAAUUAAAUGAAAAGGAAGUAAAAAUAACAGAACUGCAGCGCGAACGUAAAGAAUUAGCUCGUGAGAAAUUUGAACUUGAGAAUAAAUUACAAACAUGCAGGAGUCUGGGCUCCUGCGGCUGCUACUCGACUGACAACGGAUCCAAAAUUUCUCUAAUGCGCGUAGAACGCGAGCGAGAUUCUGCGCGCGCCGAUGCUGAGCGUUUGAUUGAGGAGCGGGAUAUUUUACGGGAACGUCUCAAGUUAGCGACAGAAGCGCAUACGAGUGAGCAAAGACGACUUAGAGAACGUCUACGCGACUUGGAACUGAAGCUAGAAGAAGUGGAACGAGAGAAACAUAAUUUUGUACUGAGCCAAGAGAGCAGAAGAUCUGCGCUGACUGGACUUGAAGAUCAGCUAGAAGAUGCUAAGGAAGAGUUGCGAAGAACUAAGCAGGAGUUGGCGGCACAGAGGACUCAAUAUUUUCAAUUGAGGGCGCUGCAAGAUCAAACGGACCAGGCACUGGGGGACGUGCAGAGUCAGUUACAUCAAUCGGAAGCUGAGCUGGCGAAAGCUGUCGAGCGUAAUAGAAAUUUGGAGCAGCAACAAGUGCAAUUGAACAAUCAAGUAAAGGAUCAGAAACAGGAAAUAAAUACUUUGCGCUCGAGUAUGGCGAGAUUGGAUCGAGAAAAAGAUCAGUUGCUUAUGGAGCUAGACGAGAAGACUGAAAAAAUAUCAGCACUAGAACGCGAAGUUGUGCUAAAAGAGCAACAAACGAACGGUAUUGAGCAACAGCUCCGUGACUUACAACACAAAAAUCAAAUAUGCAUGGACACGAGCGCUGAGCAGGAACGACAGUUGCGCAACAUGCAGAUGGAACUAGAGAACAAUAAUCGUCAAUUGGCGGGAGCAAAUGCAGAUCGGGACAACGCUGUUAUGGAAAAUCGACGGUUGCAAGACGAUUUGGCGGCAGUGACAUGUGAAAUUAGGACACUACAGCGUGAAUUGGAGGCUUCACGUGCUGAGUCUCACGAUCUUAAAAGGCAGUUGCAGACUUACGUCAGUGAAGUACGACGUGCUGAAGAAUUACUCAACAGAAAAGAAAAUGAACGCACUGAGAUGCUAAAUCACUUCCGUAGUCUCAGUUUAGAAGCCACAGUUCUCGAAAACAACAACCACAGUCUCGAGUCCGAAGCUGCAGAAGCUCGAGGGGCAUUACAGUCCGCCCGAGAUCGAUUAAUCGAUCUCGAAAGACAGCUCGCUGACAAAGACUGUCUUAUUCACGGUUACGAAGCUCAGAUAACAGAGUUAACUCAGAAUGUCGCCAGUCUCGAAACCCAAGUGCGCCAGCAACUAGAAUUAAGAAAAACCGCCGAAACUGAUCUCAACGCAGUCCGCGAUCUCUGCGUCCAGCUCGACCAGCAAAAGGAAUCAUUGAAAAAAGAGAUAAUUGACAAAGAAUCACUCAUUGUUCAGUACGAAACCAAACUGUCUCGCGUCAAAGUCGAGCAAAACUUAGUCCAGGAUCAAAAGUCACGCGACUACGUGACCAUAGACCGGCUUCAAAUGCUUCUAGACCAAGCGCGGCGUGAAUCCGUCGAGUGUCAAAAAAAUAACCAGGAACUUCUCAAUGAAAUUGAUCGUAUGAAGCAACGGAUCAAUGAUCUCCAGAAUAAAUUAUCAUCAGAGUCCGCGGAAUUAAAAAGAUGUCAAAAUCAAGCCGCGGAAUACAGCAACCAGAUCGCGGAUCUCAGGCGGAAGGUAACUGAUGAAAGGUUCAAUCGCGCUAGAAAAGAAGAAGAACAUCGAAGAAAUUAUAAUUAUGAUCAAAUGCACAUGGCGGGAGAGCCUGCGCAGUCGAUGGGAAUUUCGCCGACGAGAGUUGACUUCAGUUCACCUCAGGAAUUAGGAACUAAUCUCAGAUUACAUGAUGGGCCUCCAGGUGCAUCACCUCCGAGGAGUAAUCGUACAAAUGCAGUAACUCAUAAAGACAGAGAUGACGUUGAUACUUUUACGGAUAUGGAAUCAUUUAUUAUUAAUUAUCAACAAGAGGCACCAAGUGAACAACAAGAUGGCGGUCCUCCAAAUUCACAAGAUGGCGGUCAUCCAAAUCCACAAGAUGGCGGUGAUAGAAAUCCAGAUGGCGGUAAUUUGAAUUUUCAAAAUAGCGCGGGAAAUUUGAAUUUACAAAAAAGCGCGGGAAAUUCAAAAAAAAGAAAAUUAAGUUUUUUACCAUGUGGUAAAUCUUGUGGACCUGAUGAUAAAGUGACACCAUGUCCUGGUAGUAAACGUGAUAAAUCAAUUGGUACAAAUACUGAUGGUAGUAAAAAGCAUAGAAAAAAGACACAGACUGAUAAAAAUUUAUUACAAAGGCCGGAUGUCGUUGAUGUUGAAGUAUCAGUACCUGGUUUAGUUGAUGAAUCUGUUGGAGUAUCAGCUGAUCAAUUACCUGAUAGAUCUGGAGCACAGCAAGCUCAUGAUAGAUCUGGUCUACAACAGGGUCAUAGUGAUGGUUCAGAGCAGAAUGAUGAUGCUGGUCUACAACAGGGUCAUGAUGAUGCUGGUGAUCAGCAGGUUGAUGAUAGACCUGGACAACCAGCACAUGAUAGAUCUAGAAGACGUGAUAGAUCUAGACCAGAAGAAGAUGGAGAUCCACAGGAACAUGAUGGUGGAAGUGGACGAAAUAAACGGGGGAGUAAAAAAAAAUCUACAUCACCUGAAGCAGUACCUGGUCCAAGUGGUUUACAGAAAAAAAGCAACAAGUCUAACAAAGAUGAUGACUGCGGAUGUACGGAAAGUAAUAAAUUACGUGGAUGUCUUGUCCAUGAAGAGCCUGAACCAGAGAUGGACGAAUUGUUUGACUCCACUGGAUCGGUGGUUGAGAAAACGUUCGAUGACGUUCAUAAUCUGACGAGGACCAUCCAGGAGAGACUGGACUCGAUCAACGAAACGAUAUCAGACGCAAGGAGAGACUCAAGACCUGUGGGCUCAAGGAGAUCAGGAAGCGCGAGCUUUAUUUUGGAAACCAGUCCAUCAACUGACAGAGUUGUCAUCGAGGAGUCGAGCACUUCGUUGGUUAUCGAGACGUCCAGGACACCUAGAACUAGACGAAGUAGUGGAAGACCAGGUCCUUCAUCACUGGAACCAGAACCUGAAACUCCUCAGAGGAGAAUUCCUACGCCUACGGUACCUCCGCCUUUAGCCAAAGCUCCUAAGAAACGGCUGGUCAGGAAGACAGUUCCUCAGGUAGCUUCCGCUCCAGCAGCAUCUCCAAUGAGACAACCAGUGCCUGUAUCAACUAGAACUUCACCAGUACAACCUGAACAAGUUCAAGUUCCAUCUAGACCAUCAGCUCAGGUUCAACCUAGACCUUCACCUAGACCACCACUUCAAUCAUCAACUAGACCACCACCUAUUCAAACACCAACUAGACCACCACCAGCUCAAUCAACUAGACCACCACCAGUUCAAUCACCUAGACCAGGACCUGCUGAAGCUUCACCUAGACCAGGACCAGAUCAAGUACCACCUAGACCAGGACCAGAUCAAGUACCACCUAGACCAGGACCAGUUCAAGCUCCACCUAGACCAGGACCAGUUGAAGUUCCACCAAGACCAGGAUCAUUUGAAGCUCCAUCAAGACCAGGACCAGUUGAAGCUCAACCUAGACCAAGACCAGAUCAAGGUCCACCAAGACCAGGACCAGUUGAAGUACCACCUAGAUCACCAGCUAAAAAAUCAAAAACCAAAAAACCUCCAGCCCAAUGUAAUUUAUCCCGGUGUCAUAAAUGUCCAGGACAAUCACGAAUACCAACAAGACCAUCACCCCACGUCCAGUUCCCUCAAAUUUUAAAUCUACUGCCACUUCACACAUCCAGUCCCAUCACGAGUCAUCAAACGAUUUCUAACCCUAAGCCAUCUCACCACUACUUCUUACGGUCCCAUGCCAAAAAAGUCUACACUACAAAUCCCACCCAAGCCGGGUCUUCCCAGGACUUGCCCACUGGCGCCACCCAGCGGCGCUCCCACUCACCCUCUGGAGAAACCAGGCGGCACACGUCUCGUCGCAGGCAUUCAAGGGAGAGUUCUUCGGGGACUUCUGGGUCUUCUAUAAGAAUCACGCGUAAGAAAACUCGUAAAUUGUCAACGGAGUCGGAAUAUGGAAGUUGAUUAUUUGAAUUUAUAAAUAAUUGUACUUUUAAUUAAAUAAAUAAUUAAU
This is a messenger RNA of Microplitis demolitor, 6013 nucleotides long. It is a transcript of the gene Cep135, whose product is annotated as centrosomal protein of 135 kDa. The record is from RefSeq and is a predicted model, not a curated record. NCBI's taxonomy places the organism in Eukaryota, Metazoa, Arthropoda, Insecta, Hymenoptera, Braconidae. Bases 121 to 5964 code for a protein of 1947 amino acids. The transcript is spliced from 19 exons.